Messenger RNA from Cornus florida, 2232 nucleotides. RefSeq lists its product as uncharacterized. The coding region runs from base 332 to 1678 and encodes 448 amino acids. Gene Ontology annotation, cellular component: membrane. Gene Ontology annotation, biological process: molybdate ion transport. The record is from RefSeq and is a predicted model, not a curated record. Gene Ontology annotation, molecular function: molybdate ion transmembrane transporter activity. NCBI's taxonomy places the organism in Eukaryota, Viridiplantae, Streptophyta, Magnoliopsida, Cornales, Cornaceae. The transcript is spliced from 9 exons.
UUUCAAAUAUUAGAAGUGAGGUAUAACUUGAAUAAAUUAAAUGGGGUGAGGUUUAGGGUUUAACAUAUAAAAAUACCCUUACUCCAUUUUGAUUUGGAGCUGAGAGAAUUUGAAAUAGGAAACAGUUUAUACGGCAAAGGUCUUGUAGUGAGCUAGGCGUCAUUAAAGUUCGAAUGCGUACACCGUGUUACAGAUCGAUUUAGCUAUGAUAUCGUAAACCCUGCGUGUCUCUCUGCGAUCUCUCCCUCUUUCUGUUGCACUACACUUCGUGACUCCCGAUCUAGGGUUUUGAGAUCUGACGAAUUUUCUCGCAUUUCUUUGCUCCCAAACAAUGGGAGUGGUCAUCGAGAGCGAAGUAUGGGAGCCGAACCAGGCGCUGUAUAUUUUCAUAUUCGUAUCAUGUUUCCUCUCAAUCACUUGUCUACCUCACUUUUCGAUGAGCUCCAACAAAACUCCCACUCUCUUCGAUCACUCUCUUUCAUCUCCCCGAUUUCGGAGAAUUUUUCUUCUCAUCUACUGUCUCUCUUCAGUUAUGGAAGGUUUAUGGUCAGUGUCUGGAGAGUAUGAAUUGGCAUAUUACGGCGUUAGUAAGGAGCAAAUGGUGUGGUAUCUCUGCGUUGGAUAUGCUACUGCUCUCAUCCUUGGUAGUUCCUUGGGCUUGCUUUCUGAUUUAAUAGGUCACAAGAAAGCUUGUCUGAUAUUUUGCUUCCUGCACCUUUUUGUUGCCACGUGGAAGAGGAUUUUUGCACAUCCGACAGUUUGGAUAGCUAGUAGUUGUCUCUCUCUUGCCAGUUCUAUAUUUUCAUUCAGUUUCGAGACAUGGAUGGUAGCAGAACAUAACAAGCUUGGACACAGGCAAGACAUAUUGAAUGACAUGUUUUGGUUAAUGACUUUCUCUGAGUCUGCAUCUUCCAUCAUUAGCCAAGUUCUCGCAAAUUUGCUGGUUGGUCAUAAUGUGGUGAAACAUAUAAAUGCUCCUGCCAAUGCAGCUCUUCUGCUGGCUACUGUCACUAUAAUUUUUGUCACUCGAGGAUGUAAAGAAGUUCCACAAACAGCAUCAUUUCAGAAUUACAGAAUAUCCUUCUAUGAAUAUAUCUUUGAUAAACGGAUAUGGCUGUUGGCAUGGGCACAAACUUGCGUCCAAUUCUCCAUUUCAGUUUUCUGGAUGUUAUGGGCUCCGACUAUAGUGGCUGAUGGGCGAGAAGUGCAUCUGGGGCUGAUAUAUCCUUGUUUUCUGGGUGCUAGAAUGCUAGGAAGCACAGUGUUUCCAUGGUUUUUUAGUGGGCCAUUAUCGAUUCGGACUGAAGAUUGCCUAGAAUAUUUGUUUGUCAUAACGGGGUUUGUUUUGUCCAUCGUAGCUUAUGAUUAUCAGGAAAUUGGAGUUCUUGUGAUGCUAUUCUGCUUAUUUCAUGCUUGCAUUGGCAUAAUGUUACCUUCACUUGCCAGAUUGAGGACCAUGUACGUGCCAAAUGAGUUGCGUGGAGGAAUGAUAAGCCUUUCUCUAGCCCCUGCAAAUGCAGCAAUUCUGUUUUUCCUAAUGCAAAGAGGCUACUAUUUCAACAUCGGGAAUUCAACAAUCAUGGUAUUUGCUGCCCUUGGUCUAUUCUCUGCAGCUGGUUGCAUGCAUCUAUUGAAGCGAUGGGGAAAGCAACUCCGCCAAAACUGGCACAAAUUGUGAUCUUCUGCCCCUUUCCAAUAUCAACGUCCAAGUAGAUGGAGUGUAGGCAUCAUACAUUGCUGAUCUAUGGAAAAUGAGGUGGUGAAAAGACGGUAGAAGAAAUUGCAUGCCUUCGAAGCUCAACAAUUCUAGGAGAAUUUCAAAUAGGUGACUGAUAACCGAGCCCAGUUCAAUUUUGUCCUUGUGUUUUCUCCAGAGUCCAGCCCCACAUUCUUUCUUGUGUUGCACCAUGAGGGAUGUAAACUAGAAAGGAGAAGAGACUUGUGCCUAACUGCUGUUCAACCGCGAAAGCUUCUGUAAUGAAGCAUUUUUUUUUUUCCCCUAUUCUACAUUUGAGCUCCAGUGAAAGAGGUAGGCGAAGACAUUGGAUUCAAGUUCAUUUACUAAUUCAUACAACUGUCAAGAAAUCGAAUUGUAGAGAUCAUAAUCAAUUUUAUGGUACAUAUUGUGAUAUAUUCCUCUGCUUUUGCUGUAGUGGUGGCAUUUUGAGGAGAGAAAUUGGUAUAUAGACAUUUGUAAAUUUUAACCACAAAUUCCUUUGAUUUCAGAUCCAA